AUGGCUUCCCAACACAUUUCUAGCUUCGAAACCCAGAAUCCCGUCGAGCUCCUCGUCGCUCACGUCAUCCAAAUCCAUGCAAGCGUGUCGAAGCUCGACUCACUGAAACCUUCAAAGCAACUCAACAGCCUCCUAACUCGGCUGGUCAAACUCUGUACCCUUCCGUCCGCCAUUGAAGUCCAGACCUUGCCCCAAGAAGUUCAGGAGAUGCGCGAGAAUCUCAUCGUUUUAUGCGGCCAAGCAGAAGGGUUACUGGAGCUCGAGUUCGCAAAUUUCCUGAUCAAAACCCCCAGACCGUUAAACAACCUGAAUCUCUUCCCUUACUACGGCAACUACGUGAAGCUAGCCAUCAUAGAAAACACCAUACUCAACCAAAACGGCGUCGUGUCCCCUAAGAAGGUGGCCUUCGUCGGGUCCGGUCCCAUGCCUCUGACCUCCAUUGUUAUGGCUACCAAUCACAUGAAGACCACCCAUUUCGACAACUAUGACAUCGACGGGGUGGCAAACGACGUCGCUCGCCGGAUUGUGGCGUCAGAUCCUGAGUUCGAGAGGAGGAUGAAGUUCGUGACGUGUGAUGCCAUGGAAGUGAAAGAGAAGCUUGAAGAAUACGACGUCGUGUUCUUGGCUGCUUUGGUGGGGAUGACCAGAGAAGAGAAGGCAAAGAUUCUGGGGCACGUGCACAAGUACAUGAAGAAUGGAGGGUUUCUGGUGGUGAGAAGUGCAAAAGGAGCCAGAGCUUUCUUGUACCCUGCUGUUGAGGAUCAUGACUUGCAGGGUUUUGAGUUGCUCUCCGUUUAUCAUCCGAAUGAUGAUGUGAUCAACUCUGUUUUUCUGGUUCGUAAGCCAUUCUAAAUUUUAAUGUUUGGAUGGGCA
Carica papaya (papaya) is the source of this 873-nucleotide messenger RNA. RefSeq names its product nicotianamine synthase-like. Gene Ontology annotation, biological process: nicotianamine biosynthetic process. NCBI's taxonomy places the organism in Eukaryota, Viridiplantae, Streptophyta, Magnoliopsida, Brassicales, Caricaceae. Gene Ontology annotation, molecular function: nicotianamine synthase activity. The record is from RefSeq and is a predicted model, not a curated record.